GAAGAAAAAAAAGAAAAAAGGGCUUGGUCCAUGGAAGAAAAAGUCUAUCUUUUGGCAAUUACCAUAUUGGAAGGACAAUUCUUUGCGCCAUAAUUUAGAUGUUAUGCAUAUAGAAAAGAACAUUUGUGAUAAUAUAAUCGGGACUCUCUUGGAGAUUGAAGGGAAGAAAAAGGACCAUGCAAAAGCUCGUUUGGACUUGCAACACAUGGGGAUUAGAAAAAAGCUCCACUUGAAAGCAACGAGUGAUGGUAAGAAAACUCAAAUCCCUAAAGCAUGUUUCUCCCUAACAAAGCAUGAGAAAUCUGUUUUUUGUGGUGUUUUAAAGACAGUAAAACUUCCUGAUGGCCUUGCUUCUAAUAUUUCUCGAUGUGUUCAAGUUAAUGAAGGAAAAGUUUAUGGGUACAAGAGUCAUGAUGCUCAUAUUAUAUUGCAUUACUUGUUGCAAGUAGCAAUAAGAGGGAUAGGCCCUAAUCAAGUUGUUAUUCCUUUGAUUCAGCUUUGUUCAUUUUUUCGUUGUUUAUGCCAAAAGGUUAUAGAUGUGAAAACUUUGGAUCGCUUGGAAGUAGAAAUUGCUGAAACACUUUGUCAAUUCGAGCGUAUUUUCCCUCCAAGUUUCUUUGACAUAAUGGUUCACUUACCAAUUCACCUUGCAAAUGAGGUCAGAUUGGGUGGGCCAGUUCAGUUUCGAUGGAUGUAUUACAUGCAAAAAAUAGAAUUCUAGAGGUUGCUACAAAGCAAACAGAGAGGCCUAGGAUUUUGCAACCACAAGCUAAGAACGAUUUUGCUCAAGGAAUGCUGAAAAAAAGAACUCAUGAGAAUCUACUAGACAACAAUAGAGAGAAAAUUCAAAAGGUGGAUAAAACAGUUGCAAGGAAGUUACUUAUUCCUUCCAAAAUAGCGAAACCUGAUAAACCUAAUAUAUCUUUGGACACAAUGAUGUCAAAAACUGAAUGCUCUAAAAAGGCAAAGAGGGUGCCUACAUGCCCAUCAAUGUUGAUUCAUGAUUAUGUGGAACUUCACAAGUCAAAAGAGAUGGAAGCAACCAAGUCAAACAAUGGAGAAAAACCGGGAAGUAACUUUCACCCUAGCUCUAGUAAAAAUCAGCCACUGUCUGGCAAAAAUAGAGUGGAAGAUUCGAGAGAACCGGUAGUCAAUGAAGAAGAGGAAAACACAAAUAGAGAAGAAGAACAAGGAAUAUCUCAAAGAAAAACUCGCGGGAGAACUUUGUGCAGAAAGAUUUAUGCAAGAACUUUUGAAGAGCGAGUAGAAGUGACCUAUAAUAAUGUUGAUCAGCCUAUCGGAACUCAACAUUUUGUCCUCUAA
This is a messenger RNA of Medicago truncatula (barrel medic), 1323 nucleotides long. RefSeq lists its product as uncharacterized. Bases 688 to 1323 code for a protein of 211 amino acids. The transcript is spliced from 4 exons. Lineage: Eukaryota; Viridiplantae; Streptophyta; Magnoliopsida; Fabales; Fabaceae. The record is from RefSeq and is a predicted model, not a curated record.